AUGCAGAAGAAGCGCAGUAUGAUGCACCACAUCUCGACGCUGCUCUGGAAGAACCGCAUCAUCAAGCAGCGCCAUUGGAUCACGACGCUCAUCGAGAUCGCGGUCCCGACGCUCUUCGUGCUCCUCUUCGCGUACUUCAAGACGCUCACGGACAACGAGACGAUCCCAACUGGGUGGCCGCUCAGCACGAACGCCGUGCCCGUGACCACGGUCGACCCCUCCGCCUCGUCGUCGUUUGGCGCCGCGCCCAGUCCGGCCGGUGUCUUUAUCGCGUCCGAGCCGUCCAUGUCCGGGCUUCUCCUCGGACUCUCGUCCAUGUCUUAUGACAAGCUCGGCGCGAACGAUCGCAGCGCGUCGCCGGCGUCGUGCAAGGUCCAGUUCACGUACAUGGGGUACGUCAACGUCGACCCAGCGUCGCCGUUUGCUGUGCCCACCAGUUGUCCGGCGGGCUUGAUUCCUCGCAAGAUUGCGAUCGCGCCGAAAAACGAGUAUACGACCAAGUACUUUGGCGGGCUCAUGGCGCAGUGGUACCCCCGCAUUGCGCUCAUGAACCGCACUCUGCCGGGCUUCACCGAUGCGCUCGCCGUGCCGUCCUUCGCCGACUCGGUCAUGUAUUUCGACACGGCGGACGCGCUCCAGUCGUACCUUUCCGGCGCGGACUAUGGGUCGUCGCGCGCGAAUCCGUUCAUCUACGCGGCGAUUGUGUUUGAUUCGGUGCCGGCGCCCGGCAGUAUCGGGUCGGUCGAGUACACGCUGCGCAUGAACUCGACGCAAGGUCGCGGUGGGUCGGCGGGCAUCUUGCCUCACACCAACCACCAAGCGUACCCGGCGGUGGACCCGCUGCAGAAGAGUAUUGAUCGCACGUGGUACACGUCGUACACCAAAGCUGGCUUUGCGACGCUGCAGACGCUCGUGACCAAGUUCUUGGCGUGCGCGCCGUCGUACGCGAACGGCACUGUCGGCGCCUGCUCGUCCACGUCGUCGGCGUUGCUCUCGCAAGCCCCUCUCCUCGGCACUCAGUUCUUCUCCGACGCGGCCGUGCUCGGUGCGAUGACCAAGAUGAUCUCGGACGCGACGAUCCAGUCGCAGCUCGGGCCCCUGAACGUCACGGCGUUUGCCGAGCAGAUCCCGCUCAGCGCGAUGGGGCAGCUCGCAGUGCCGCUUCUGCAAGCGCCGCAAGCCUUCUUGGCCGACACGACGUACCCGUUUCCAAUUCCGAGCUACAUUUCCGCGCCGUUCUACGACUUGGUCGGCAACGUCUUCCCGCUCGUCUUUAUCUUGGCCUACCUCUACGCCGUCUCCAAGGUGCUCGUGGUCCUCAUCCAAGAAAAGGAGACCAAAGCGCGCGAACUCAUGAAGAUUCUGGGCGUGAGCGAGUCGUCGAUCGUGUUUUCGUGGCUCGUCACGUACCUCGUCAUCUUCCUCGUCGCAUCGAUCCUCCAGGCGCUCGCGGCGACAUUGAUCUUCCCCAACACCAACGGCGGUCUUCUCUGGAUCUUCUUCUUCCUCUUCUCGAUGACGAUCUGGGCCUACGGCUUCCUCGUCUCGACCUUCUUCUCCAACGCGCGGACCGGGUCCCUCGUCGGCGUCUCGCUCUUCUUCGUCAUGUACUUUGUCUCGGCGGGCUUGACGAACGCCAACGAAGGCGGCAAGAUGCUGGCGUCGCUCCUUUCGCCCGUCACCCUCGCCCUCUGCGUGCAGACGCUCGCGGCGUCCGAAGGUGUCUCGGUGGGCAUCACGCAAAGCACAGCCAACACGGUCUACUCCAACUACCGCUUCCAAGGCGGCCUCGGCAUGCUCGUCUUGGACUUCGUCUUGUAUGCGCUUUUGGCCAUGUACCUCGAGCAACCCCAGAAAUGGUACUUUCCGUUCUCGCCGAGCUACUGGUGCGGCACGGACAGUACGCGGCACCUCGCCAAAGUCGGCGAAAUGAGAGUGGCCGACCCGUCCGUCAAGAACGACAACAUUGAGACCGUCGGCACCGAGCUCGAGAAACAAGAGUCGAACGGCGAAGCGCUCGUGAUCCAAGGCAUUCGCAAGAUGUUUUCGGUGCCCGGCGGCAAAAAGAUUGCAGUCAACGGCGUCGACCUCGUCAUGUACAAAGACCAAAUCACUUGCCUUCUGGGGCACAACGGCGCCGGCAAGACGACGCUGAUUUCGAUCCUGACGGGCAUGAUCCCGACGACCGAAGGCGACGCGUUCUUCAACGGCAACCGCCUCACGACGCAAAUGAGCGAAAUCCGCAAGUCGCUCGGCAUGUGUCCCCAGCACGACGUGCUCUACCCCGACUUGACGGUCCGCGAGCACUUGGUCUUCUACGGCAGCGUCAAGGGCUACACAGGGCGCGACCUCGACGACGCGGUCGACGGUACAAAAAUCAAGGAAGUCGGUCUCACCGAGAAGCGCAACGUCUUCUCGACGUCGCUCUCGGGCGGUAUGAAGCGCAAGCUCUCGAUCGCGAUCGCACUUUUGGGCGACAGCCGCCUCGUGUUUCUGGACGAACCGACGUCCGGCAUGGACCCAUACUCGCGCCGGUCCACGUGGGAGCUCAUUCUCAACAACCGCAUCAACCGUGUGAUUGUGCUCACGACGCAUUUUAUGGACGAAGCCGACAUCCUCGGCGACCGCAUCGCGAUCAUGGCCGAAGGUCAAGUCAAGUGCUGCGGGUCGUCGCUCUUCCUCAAGAACCGGUUCGGUGCGGGCUACAACCUCACGAUCGUCAAGGAGCCCAUGGUGAAUGGCGACGAGGACAUGAGCCAUGCGCUCACGGCGUUCAUCCAAGAACAUGUGCCCACCGCGAAGCUCCUCUCCAACGUCGGGUCCGAGAUCGGGUUCCAGCUGCCCAUUGACAGCUCGCCGGUCUUUCCGGAAAUGUUCCGCGCGCUCGAGUCGCCUGAGACGCGGUCGUCGCUGCGCGUCGCGUCGUUUGGCAUUUCGGUCACGACGCUCGAAGAGGUGUUCAUCAAGGUGGCGGAAAUGGGCGACGACGACGGCCAGCAUACGCUCUCCAAGGAGAAGCCGACCACCAAGACGAGCAGCUACUCGAUCCAGAAGCACUCGCUCUCGCGCUGGGCCAUGUUUCUCAAGCAUUUCUGCGCCCUUCUCCAGAAACGCUUCCGCGUCGCGAAGCGGGACAAGCGCGUCAUGAUCUUCAGCACGCUGCUCCCGUGUCUCCUCAUCCUCAUCGGUUUCGGCUUGCUCUACUCGAGUUCGAUCCUCGAGAACGACCCGCGACUCCGUCUCGAUCCAGCCACAACCGAGGUGGGCUACGCGCUUGGCGCUCAAACCCCGCUGCCCUACAUUUGCAACAGCGACGUCGGCAGCAUGUGCACCAACUGGGCCAAGGCCGCGACGCGCGGUGUGCCGUCGGCCAUGGACACCAGCGCCUUCGUGUCCGACAGCUCGGUGACCGUGUUUAACUUUUCGUAUGGACCGACGCUGCCGCAGGCUGCCCGGCUCUUUGGCCCGGCCGUCGCGACGUGUGUGCGCACGGCCGAGCACCUCUACACGCGCGGGUACACGACGAAGAUCGGCGGUCAGUUCGGCGGCUACGUCCUGCACGGCAACAGCACGAGCAACAUGCUGAGCUACUCGCUCCUUGUCAACACGACCUCGAUCCACGCCGCACCUGUGUACCACGCCGCGAUCGACGAAGCACUAGUGCGCUACGUCAACAACCGCAAUGACAUUUCCGUGACGGUGAACGUCUUUCCGUUUCCGAUCACGGCGCAGACGAAAGCGCUCUUCAGCUCAUUUCUGUCGUUCACGGCGUGCCUCUUCAUCGUGAUCGCGAUGACCUUCUUUCCCGCGUCCAUCGUCACGUUCCUCGUGAAAGAAAAGCAAAACGAGUGCAACUCCAAGCACCAGCAGCUCGUCUCGGGCGUGAGCCUACCGGCCUUCUGGCUCUCCAACUACUGCUUUGAUCUGCUUGUGUACGUCAUCCCGUUUGCCGCCGCGCUCAUCCUGAUCAAAGCCUACGGCAUCCAAGCACUCACGGGCGACGACUGUGCGGCGUGUGCGUCCAAUACGCCGCAAGCUGUCUUUCUCCUCUUCUUCUUCUUUGGCUUUGCGAUCGCGCCGUUCACGUACUGCAUGUCGUACUGCUUCAAGGAAGCGGCGGCGGCGCAGUUUUACACGCUCAUCAUCAACAUGGUGCUCGGCCUCAUCCUCAUGAUCGUGUCGUUCGUCCUCGACGUCAUCUCCGAGUCGGCGAAGGACGCCAACGUCUACCUCAAGUACAUCUGGCGGCUCUCGCCGCUCUUCAACCUCGGCAACGGACUGCUCACGAUGAGUCUCAAGUCGCUUGUCGGCUCCAUCACCAACUCCAAGACCGUCGUCAGCGCUUACGACUGGGACGUUGCGGGCACCGAGAUCGCCUACUUGGCGAUCGAAUCGGUCGUCUUCUUUGGUCUGGCGCUGGGCAUCGAUGUGCUCCUGAGCUUUCCGCGGAUCAAGGCCAUCUUCUCGCGCGACCCGCAGCUCGACGCCAAGGACGAUCACGUCGACGACGAAGACGUGGCCGCCGAGGCCAAGCGCGUGCUCGACGGCCAUGCCGAUAACGACAUGGUUGUCAUCAAGCGUCUCAAGAAGGUGUACACGGGCAACAAGAUCGCGGUCCGGAACCUCUCGUUUGCGCUGCCGAAAGGCGAGUGCUUUGGCUACCUCGGGAUCAACGGUGCGGGCAAAACGACCACGAUGAAGAUGCUCACGGGGGACAUUCUACCCUCGGGCGGCGCCGCGACGCUCGGCGGGUUUGACAUUCUCACGCAGCAGCUCGAGCUCCGGCGCUUGAUUGGCUACUGCCCGCAGUUUGACGCGCUCAUCGAGCUUCUCUCGGUGCGCGAGCAUCUCGAGCUCUUUGCCAAGAUCAAGGGCGUGCCAUCCGCCGAUAUCGCAGGCGUUGUCAAGGAGAAAUUGACGCAAAUGAACCUCCAGAGCUUCGAACACAAGCUCGCGGGCACGCUGAGUGGCGGCAACAAGCGCAAGCUCUCGGUGGCGAUCGCGAUGAUCGGGUCGCCACCUAUCAUCUUCCUCGACGAGCCGUCCACGGGCAUGGACCCGGUGUCGCGCCGGUUCAUGUGGGACAUCAUUGCCGACGUCUCGACAGCCAACAAGGAGUCGACGAUCGUGCUCACGACGCACUCGAUGGAAGAGUGCGAAGCGCUGUGCACGCGCGUCGGCAUCAUGGUCGGCGGCCGCCUUCGCUGCCUCGGAAGUGUCCAGCACCUCAAGUCGCGCUUCGGCGACGGCCUCAUGAUCGACUCGAAACUCAACGUGCCGACGCCGGUCCAGCUCGGCGACUUCUUCGCACACUCGGUCCAACCCGUGUGCCCGGCGGCGAAGGACCUCGAGGCGCAUUUGAGUCGGGACCAGGUCAUCAAGCUGUGCGGGGACCUCGGACAAUCCGAGCGCGCGGGCUGGAUCGCCAAGUCGCAUUCCACAGGGUAUGCGCUGGACGCGGUGCUCGAGCGCGACAGCAAGGUGUCGGUCUCCCUUUUCUGCGCGUGGUGGGUCGGCGAGAACCAGUUUGUGGCCUACGACAGCUUUCUCCGGUCGACGUUUGCGCGCGUCGAGCUCCUCGAGCGCCAGAACGAGCACUGCCGCUUCAAACUCCACGACAGUGCCGACGCGAAACUCAAGCUCUCGGACGUCUUUGCCAAGAUGGAGGCGCACAAGGUCGCGGUCGCGCUCAAAGAGUACUCGGUGUGCCAGACGUCGCUCGAGCAGAUCUUCAACGCGUUUGCGAGCCAGCAAGACGAAGAGAAGGGCGUUGCGCGCGGCAUGGAAGUCAAGAAGAACAACUAA
Molecule: messenger RNA, 5805 nt
Organism: Saprolegnia parasitica CBS 223.65
Lineage: Eukaryota; Oomycota; Saprolegniomycetes; Saprolegniales; Saprolegniaceae
Exons: 16
Coding region: 1-5805 (1934 amino acids)
Biological process (GO): transmembrane transport; lipid transport
Cellular component (GO): membrane; intracellular membrane-bounded organelle
Molecular function (GO): ATP hydrolysis activity; ABC-type transporter activity; ATP binding
Source: RefSeq, a predicted model, not a curated record